AUGCCUCUUACCACAGAGUACUACUCACUAACGAGUGGAAGGAGGUCAAGAGCACCCGUUGAUGAGAUCAAGAAACCGCGUUUCCUGGCUCUCAAGGAAUUUCGGUGGGACCGGAGGUUGAGGAGUGACGACACUUCUCCCUCAGCGAAUAUACCCACCGGUAUCCUAGGCCAGGGCUAUCACAGUGGCCGUGGCUACCGUGCAGAGCUUCAGGCGGAGUAUCCCGAAUUCCAACCCCCGAAACAUGGCUGGUUCACACUGAACCAGGGCUGGGAAAAUUCCACGGACAGAGUCGUGGACAUGGUUGAUAGUUAUGGGGGUGCUAACCUUCCUUCUAGGGCGUAUGAUCAAACUGGAUCCGACAAGAGCGGUAUGGGCCGCGGCAUCGUCUUCCUUGCUUGGGGAAACUGGGCGGCGAAGAGAGUCGUCCAACUGGAUAAGGUCAGCUGA
Molecule: messenger RNA, 450 nt
Organism: Pleurotus ostreatus (oyster mushroom)
Lineage: Eukaryota; Fungi; Basidiomycota; Agaricomycetes; Agaricales; Pleurotaceae
Exons: 5
Coding region: 1-450 (149 amino acids)
Source: RefSeq, a predicted model, not a curated record